AGUACGAACAUGUCAACCGUAAAUCUAGAUUCUAAAACUCCAAAACGGUAUGUUAUUUGCAAAAGUUAAAGUUAUAACUCGCCGGGCUGCCGAAAUCAGAAGAAAAACUUAAUAUAUAUUUAUAUAUCUGAAAACUACGUUACGUAAGCUUUGUAAUGAUAUAUAAUUUGUCAAAAUCGGCCUAGAAAUGAAACUAUAAUUUAACAAAAUACGUGAGUGGGUACAUCAAAUUUAUAACCUCGGCGCUUCGAUAGAAGAUCGAUAGUUACGACACGGUCACGUGACUUAGACACAACAAGAUAUUUGGCGUAACGGUCCCGUUUCAUAUCCGUGUAAUCUAGAGUCCGUGUCAAAAUAUUAAAGGUAACGUUAACUGACAGAUGAAGAAAAACACAAGGUACUGACUUUCGACUGGAGUCCACCUGACCAACAUGUGUUCCCACGGUCAGGAACACACAAUCGCGCCUUUCAAUCUUCAUGGCUCAAGAAAUUUCCAGGACUCACAUACAGUGUGAAAGAGGAUGCAGCAUAUUGUGUGUAUUGUGUGACCUUUCCCGGCAGCAAACCCCGUGGACAACUGGUGUCAGAGCCAUUCCGAAAUUGGAAAAAUGCAUUGGAUAUACUAAAUGGACAUUUCAAUCCUGACGGAAAGAAACAUUCAAAGGACGGUGGAGCAGGAUAUCAGGCUCAUAGUAAUUCUAGAACAUUAUCUGAACAGUUCCUUGGUGUUUACAAAAACAAUGCACCAGUGAUUAAGCAGAUUGACACUGCAUUACGGGCCCGGGAAAAGAAAAACGCGACAGUUCUGGAAUCCAUUGCAAAAACUGUGCUGUUGUGUGCACGACAAAACUUGGCACUUCGUGGUGAUAAGGACUCUUCCAAAUACUUUGAGGACAAAGGCAUAAACUGUGGAAACUUUCAGGCUUUAUUAGAAUUCCGUGUAGAGUCUGGCGACACCAUUCUCAAGGAACACUUCGAGAGCUGUGGAAGAAAUGCGACAUAUAGAAGCCCAAAGAUUCAAAAUGAACUGAUAGACAUAAUGGGAAACACAGUAGAGAGGAAAAUUGUUAGUGAGAUCAAAAGUGGUGGACAAUUCUUUUGUGUGUCAGCUGACGAGGUCGGUGACAUGUCUAACAAGGAACAAUUAGCGAUAUGUGUAAGGUUCACAGAUGCACAUUCUACAAUUAGAGAGGAAUUUCUACGUUUCGUGGAUGUCAGCCCAGUCACUAGUGGUGAGGCCCUAUCCAAGGCGAUCCUAGAUGUACUCACCGACGUUGGCUUAGAUCCUUCUCUGAUGCGGAGUCAGUGCUACGAUGGUGCUGGAAACAUGACAGGAAAAACAAAAGGUGUCGGUCCUCGGAUCCAGGCUCAAUAUCCAAGAGCUCUUCCAUUCUGAUGCACCGCCCACCAACUGAACCGCUGUGUAGUCCAUGCGUCUGAUAGCACUCUUGUUCGAAACAUGAUGGGUACAGUUGACAGGAUCGCUGUGUUCUUUAACUACUCUCCAAAGCGUCAAACUUGUCUGGAGGAAUGCCGCUCUGCCCUUGAGGACACGGAAGAUAAACGGCAGAAAGUCAAGGCUCUGUGUCGAACUCGAUGGGUCGAACGGCAUGAUGCUCUUGAUAUUUUCAUAGACUUCCUUCCGGCUAUGGUGGACGCGAUGUCUGAGUUGAUGGAGGCUGAAACCAGGUCAACCACCUCUGCAGAAAUCUCUGGAUUUCUGAUGGCAAUCACCGGAUUCCAAUUCAUUGUUGUACUUGUGAUUGUGACUCGGUGUCUGAGUUACAUCAAGAACCUAACAGUUCUUCUCCAAGGCCGGUCUGUGGACGUAGUGAAGGCCAUGUUAGAGGUCAGUGUUGUGCAGGAUGCCAUCCAAGAUAUCCGCACAAACAUUGACACCUACCACGAGCUGUGGUUCAAGGAAACAACAACUAUUGCUGCAAAACUUGAUGUUCAACCAUCAAAGCCAAGAACCUGUGGUCGACAGACGAAACGGGACAACAUAGAGGCAGGAACACCAGAGGAUUACUACAAACGGAACAUGACUAUUCCAUUUGUAGAUUCAUUCCUCAGUGAGAUGAGCACAAGAUUCAGCGAACUCCAUUCAAAAGCUGCAAUGGGUUUAAAAGUGAUUCCAGACAAUCUGUGCAACAGUCAAACAACCAUCACAGCUAGUGACUUUGACUGGUUUGAAGAGGACCUGCCCUCCCCUCAAAGUCUACCGUCGGAGUUGCACCUGUGGAAGGCAAAGUGGAGAGGUAUUAGUGACCGCCCAACUACUCUGCAAGACUCCCUAAAACACUGUGAUGUAAAGCUAUAUCCAAAUGUAAGAACUGUGAUGGAAAUAUCAUGUGUUUUCCCUGUCACAUCGUGUGAAUGCGAGAGGAGCAUUAGUGCUUUAGGCUUAGUAAAAUCGAAGUUGAGAUCAAGCAUGGGCCAAGAUAGACUUUCUUCAUUGUGCCUACUGUCCAUUCACCGAGAAAUGGACAUCGACAUAAAGCAGGUUGUAAGAGAAUUUGCGAGGAACAAUCCUAGGAAAAUGGCACUUCCUGACCUGAUGUCAGAGUUAUAGACGAUUAUGGUGGUUUUUAUGGUGAAAACUGUUUUGUAUUUUCUCUUUGAAUUCAAACCUCCUCUAGAGUCAUACUUUAUGAUAUAUUUAUGUGAAAACUAUGUUGUCGAUAAUAAACAUUUUAUCAUGAAUUUACUUUGAAACACUAUAGAUUUGUUAGUGACUGACAUAUAACCAUUAUAGUAUUUUCAAACCACUUCUAGAGUCAUACUUUAUGAUACAUUUCUGUAAAAACUGUGUUGUAGAUAAUAAACAUUUUAUUAUGAAAUUACUUUGAAACUUCAGAGGAGGUUACCGUUUGAUUUCAAAGAGAAAAUUCUAUAUGGUUAUAUGUUAGUUACUGACAUGUAACAAUAAUAGUGUUUUCUCUUUGAAUUCCAACCUCCUCUAGAGUCAUACUUAUGAUACAUUUAUGUGAAACUGUAUUGUAGAUGAAAAACAUUUUAUCAUGAAUUUACUUUGAAACUUUAGAGGAGGUUUGAUUUCAAAUGGAAAAAAUACUAGUAGGUUAUAUGUCAGUUACUGACAUAUGUCCUACUAGUAUUUUCUCUUUGAAAUCAAACCUCUUCUAGAGUCAUACUGUAUGUUACAUGUCUUAAUAAAGGUUUUUGAUUGUCAAA
Molecule: messenger RNA, 3192 nt
Organism: Dreissena polymorpha
Lineage: Eukaryota; Metazoa; Mollusca; Bivalvia; Myida; Dreissenidae
Product: 52 kDa repressor of the inhibitor of the protein kinase-like
Exons: 3
Coding region: 1460-2572 (370 amino acids)
Molecular function (GO): protein dimerization activity
Source: RefSeq, a predicted model, not a curated record